Myotis davidii is the source of this 1245-nucleotide messenger RNA. RefSeq names its product ubiquitin carboxyl-terminal hydrolase 44-like. The annotation marks the transcript as partial. Lineage: Eukaryota; Metazoa; Chordata; Mammalia; Chiroptera; Vespertilionidae. The transcript has a single exon. Gene Ontology annotation, cellular component: cytoplasm. Gene Ontology annotation, molecular function: cysteine-type deubiquitinase activity; zinc ion binding. The record is from RefSeq and is a predicted model, not a curated record. Gene Ontology annotation, biological process: protein deubiquitination.
UUUCAAGAAAGCAGUCAUCCUGUUGCAAUAGAGGUGAAUUAUAUGUAUGUUUUUUGUUACCUUUGUGAUGAUUAUGUUCUUAAUGAUAAUGCAGCUGGAGACCUGAAGUUACUACGAAGUACAUUAAGUGCAAUUAAAAGUCAAAAUUAUCACUGCACCACUCGCAGGGAAAGGGUUUUACAAUCUAUCGGCAUAAGUGGUGAUUCUUGUUUCUUACAUGAUGGUGCCCAAUCUCUGCUUCAAAAUGAAGAUCAAAUGUAUACUGCUCUUUGGCACAGGAGAAGGAUCCUAAUGGGUAAAAUUUUUCGAAUUUGGUUUGAACAGUCACCCAUUGGAAGAAAAAGGCAAGAAGAAAAAUAUCAGGAAAAAAUAGAAAAUAGAGAAGUGAAGAAAAGACGGCAAGAAUUAGAGCAUCGAGUUAAAGCAGAAUUGGAAAGUAUGCCUCCAAGAAAGAGUCUACGUUUGCAAGGUCUAGCUCUGUCCACCACAAUAGAAUUAGUUCCUGUUCAAGAACCACUACUAACCUCAGCAUCACCAGCAAAAGAUCAAGUAGUAUCUACCUCAGAGGACGUAAGAUAUAAAAAAGCCAGUGACCCCUCAAUUAAACAAAGGCCAAUUGUCAUUCCUGGUGUAACAGGAUUAAGAAAUUUGGGAAAUACUUGCUAUAUGAAUUCUGUUCUUCAAGUGUUGAGUCAUUUACUUAUUUUUCGACAAUGUUUCUUAAAACUUGAUCUGAACCAAUGGCUGUCUGUGACAACGAAUGAUAAGACAAAAUCAUCUUAUAAGCAUCCACCAAUCACAGAUACAGUAUAUCAAGUGAAUGAAUGCCAAGAAAAAGAUAUAUUCUCUGUUCACUCCAGACAUCCAAGUUUAUCAUCCAGACUAAGUGUUGGAACAUCGAAGAGUAGAAAGAUGGAACUUAUUCAGCCAUGGAAGUCAAGUUCACAAUACAUUUCUCUCUGUCAUGAAUUGCAUACUUUGUUCCAAGUCAUGUGGUCUGGAAAGUGGGCCUUCGUCUCACCAUUUGCUAUGCUACACUCAGUGUGGAGACUAAUUCCUGCUUUUCGUGGUUAUGCCCAACAGGAUGCUCAGGAAUUUCUUUGUGAACUCUUGGAUAAAAUACAACAUGAACUAGAGACAACUGGUACCAGGUUACCAGCUCUUAUCCCCACUUCUCAAAGGAAACUUAUCAAACAGGUUUUAAAUGUUGUGAAUAAUAUUUUUCAUGGACAACUUCUUAGUCAG